AUGGAACAUCACAAUGAGACCUCUACCGACUUCAUCCUCCUGGGCCUGUUCCCCCCAUCAAGCCUUGGCCUUUUCCUCUUCACUCUCACUGUCCCCAUCUUCCUGAUGGCCCUGGCUGGCAACCUGAGCAUGGUCCUGCUCAUCCUCCUGGAUGCCCAGCUCCACACACCCAUGUAUUUCCUGCUCAGCCAGCUCUCCCUCAUGGACCUCAUUUACAUCUGCACCACUGUGCCCAAGAUGGCUUCCGGUUUCCUCUUUGGAAACAAGUCCAUCUCCUUCAUCGGGUGUGGGUUGCAGACUUUCUUUUUUGGGACUUUAGCAGGUUCAGAAGCACUGAUCCUGAUGUCUAUGGCCUAUGACCGUUAUGUGGCUAUCUGCUUCCCUCUGCAUUACCCCAUCCGCAUGAGCAGAAGAGUGUGUGUGCUGAUGAUCCUGGGGUCCUGGGCAAUGGGUGUUGUCAACUCCUCUGCUCACACAGUCUAUGCCCUCCAUAUCCCUUACUGCAGGUCCAGAACCAUCAAUCAUUUUUUCUGUGAUAUCCCAGCUAUGCUGACUCUGGCCUGUGUGGACACCUGGGUCUAUGAGUACACUGUGUUUGUGAGUGCCUUCUUCUUUCUCCUGUUCCCUUUCCUGGUCAUCCUGGGUUCCUACAUGAAAGUGCUCCUCGCUGUCUACCGCAUGCACUCACGGGAAGGCAGGAAGAAGGCCUAUUCCACCUGCAGUGCCCACCUCACUGUGGUGACCUUCUUCUAUGUGCCUUUUGUUUUCACUUAUCUCCGCCCAAAGUCCUUCCGGUCUCCAGCAGAGGACAAGGUGGUGGCUGUCUUCUACACCGUCCUCACCCCAGUGCUCAACCCUGUGAUCUACAGCCUGAGGAACAAGGAGGUGCUGGGGGCCCUGGGAAGAGUGGCUGUGAAGUUCUGCUCUACAACAAUGUAG
Messenger RNA from Heterocephalus glaber (naked mole-rat), 939 nucleotides. Lineage: Eukaryota; Metazoa; Chordata; Mammalia; Rodentia; Bathyergidae. The record is from RefSeq and is a predicted model, not a curated record.